Cherax quadricarinatus is the source of this 424-nucleotide messenger RNA. NCBI's taxonomy places the organism in Eukaryota, Metazoa, Arthropoda, Malacostraca, Decapoda, Parastacidae. The record is from RefSeq and is a predicted model, not a curated record.
GAGCAUUGCCAAACAUUUGGGGAAGGCACGUGGUGUGCGGCCUGAAGACUCCCUGCAUUUUCAAGAAGAAUAUGAGCAGCUACAAGAAGAGAUAGAAACUCUCAGUAGUGGACCUGAGAGGUUGCAGCAGUUGCAGUCUCAGUACUCACAGAUUAAAAGUGACAAUGAGAAGAUGAUUGCGUACUGCCAUGAACUACGAGUCCAUAUCUCUAACAAGGAAAGUGAAAAAGGAAAAUUGGAAUCUAUGCUUUCUGAAAGGAAAGCAGAUUUAUCAAAGCGCCAAGAAGAAGUAACACGCUUAGAAAAUCUUCAAGCACAGCAAGAUUUAAGUGCUGAAGAACUAGCACGCUUCAAAAAUCAUGAUAGGAAUGUAGCUGCGUUUACUGCACAACUUCAGCAAGAAUCCAAGGACCUUAGCACACAG